Helianthus annuus (common sunflower) is the source of this 318-nucleotide messenger RNA. Its product is annotated as putative lipid-transfer protein DIR1. The record is from RefSeq and is a predicted model, not a curated record. Lineage: Eukaryota; Viridiplantae; Streptophyta; Magnoliopsida; Asterales; Asteraceae. Gene Ontology annotation, biological process: systemic acquired resistance. Gene Ontology annotation, molecular function: fatty acid binding. The transcript has a single exon. The coding region runs from base 1 to 318 and encodes 105 amino acids.
AUGGAGUCCUACACAAAGUUAGUCAUUGUAGCCAUUGUUCUAGUUGCAACCCUCGUAACCGAACCCAUGGCUACAAAUGGCUACAAAAUAUGUGGGGUGACCACAGAUGGUCUUAAGACCUGCCAGCCAGCAGUUGCAAAAAAUGUGGAUCCUCUUCCGUCACCAACACCGGAUUGUUGUGCAGCCCUCGGGGACGCUGAUAUGCCUUGUUUUUGCAAGUAUGAGGACAUGUUGGGUAAUUUUAACAUUGACCCGAAGCACGCCAUGGAGCUACCCGCAAAAUGCCAGCUAAAAAAAUGGAGUAAUUUCCAUUGCUAG